Messenger RNA from Plectropomus leopardus (leopard coralgrouper), 4298 nucleotides. RefSeq names its product Mov10 RNA helicase a (gene mov10a). Gene Ontology annotation, molecular function: RNA binding; 5'-3' RNA helicase activity. Lineage: Eukaryota; Metazoa; Chordata; Actinopteri; Perciformes; Serranidae. The record is from RefSeq and is a predicted model, not a curated record.
CGUAACGUGGAAAUGAUUCAACAGCUAAAUUAAUACUUGAGGAAAUUGGGGUGGUGAUAGUUUGUCAGCCGCUGAACUUCCUCGUUUGACUCAGUAAGUUAGUCAGCGGCCUGUUUGUCAACAUGCCGUCGGUUCAGGAGUCGCUUGAAUCCGGACUGGACUUCAUUGAAUUUUUGGGAGACAGAAUAUCCAUCACCAACCUAGCGGAACUUCGGGAGAUCUACAAAUCUGAAUUUAGGGGCAGACAAGGAAUUAAAGACCCUACCUUUUACAAAGUUCUCCAUGUCCUGCUGAAAUUCAACAAAGCCCACAUAAAAAAUAGGAAAAUCUACAUCAAUGUCAGACCUCAGGUUAGAGUGUACUGUGACCAGUGGAGGAGGCCCCGGGCCCCUGCUCAGCCACCACAGAGUCCCAGCUCUGGCCCUCAGAAAACAGCUGAGACACCUUCACCCCCCACUGGCCCCUCCAAACCUGGGACCCCUGUGCUUACCCCCAAGAAAAAGCUGGCUACAGAAAUCCUUCACAAGUUAAAGGUGAACAGGAAGCAGUUGACGGCUGACAAGGGCGGCAUUGAGAUCACUUCAACCCCUGCGUCCACCGGGGGAAAGGUACAGUUCACUUUAGAAAGUCUGAAGAUGCAGUUCGUCGUCAGCUUCCACAUUGUAAACAAGGGCACAAACUGCAUCCACUUCACCUACUACACUGCCCUGCACAAGAUCCGCUGUUUCACUCUGGAGGAUGAGAGGAGGGUGACCAGAGCCUGUCCGCUCUUCCUCUGUCCUGGAGAGAGCUAUGACGUUGUGGUUCGGUACACGCUGAACCACUAUGGGCAUUUCCCUGCCACCAUGUACUUUGAGUUCUGCCCAGAUCAGCCAGCAUCGGUGCCCUUUUGCAUUGUGAGGGAGAUGGAAGCGGUGGCCAGGACCCCACUGGCUGUGGAGCUGGGGCCCGUGGCUCCGUACAAACCAUUUAAGGUGUCCACAUACAAGCCUGUGGACACUGUGGUAGUGGAGGGAGUUCCACCUGAGCGUUCUGUCGUCCAGCCUCUACAAAUAGCAGUGAAAUUAGGCGACUAUAAGUACCCUCUUUACCUAAAGGAACUGGCUAAACGCGGGAUGGAGGAUUCUGGUGACCUCUCUGCAGCUGCCAAGCAGAAACUGGCAUCAGUGAAAGGUGUCCUCAACUCCCCCUUAAAGAUGAAGACGUACGCUCAUCGAUUUCACCUCCUGCUACACCUGGAGGAGAUACAGAUGGAGGUGGACAUCAGGAAGUAUGACCUCCACAAUCAAACCAUGACUCAAGACCAAAGCAACAAAAAACUGCUUAAACUCAGAGUUCCUGGUGUUGCAGAGAAUCGACCAUCUGUACUACGAGGAGAUAUUCUGAGAGUGUCCAAAUCUGCAGACACGGUCCAGCCGAUCGUGGUGUACACCGGAUAUGUUCACAGAGUAGAGCUUGAGAGUGUGAAGCUGGGCUUCUCCAAGAGGUUGCUGCAGAUUUUUCUCAGCAAUAUGAAGUUUGAGGUGGAGUUUACUAUCAACCGGUACUCCCUGAAGCUGCAGCAUCGCGCUGUGGAGUUGGCAGUGAAACAUCAGCUCGAAGAGGUGCUGUUCCCAUCUGGUGCAGCAGUGGCUAAUCUCCCCAUGCCUAAACUCAGGAUGUUCAACCGUCAGCUGGAGAACAACCCGGAGCAACACGCUGCGGUCCAGCGCAUUGUGGCCGGAUCAUCAAAACCUGCUCCUCAUCUUGUGUUUGGGCCUCCUGGAACAGGAAAGACAAUCACUCUGGUUGAAGCAAUGCACCAGGUCAGCAGGGCCGACCCGUCAGCCCACAUGCUCGCCUGUGCACCCUCAAACAGUGCCUCUGACCUCCUCUGUGAGAGACUGAUGGAGCACAUGGAUCCUCAUCGGAUUUACCGCGUGUACGCCAGCAGCCGAGACCCGAGAACUGUCCCCAAGAACCUGCUGAAAUAUUGUAACUGGGACCAGCAGCAAGAUAGUUUUGUGUUUCCAGAGAAAACAACUCUGAUGAAGUACACAAUCAUAGUUACAACUAUGGUCACAGCUGGCAGACUAGUGUCUGGAGGAAUCCCAGCUGGUCAUUUUACGCAUGUGUUUAUGGAUGAAGCAGGCCAGGCAGUGGAGCCGGAGUGCGUCAUUGCCAUCGCAGGGCUGCUCAGUGCAGGGGCGGGUCAGCUGGUGCUGGCAGGAGAUCCGAAGCAGCUGGGACCGAUUCUUCGAUCUCCCAUUGCACUGCAGCACGGGCUCGAGCUUUCCCUGCUUGAGAGGCUGAUGAAACACAACACUUUAUAUCAGAAAACUACUGACUCCGGCCACUUUGACACCCGCUUUGUCACCAAACUGCUGCGAAACUACAGGUCUCAUGCUGCCAUUCUGAAAAUCCCCAAUGAGCUGUUCUAUGACAAUGAACUGCAGGUGUUUGCCGACCAGUGGGAGCGUGACACCUACUGCAACUGGCAACACCUUCCCAGAAAGGGUUUCCCAGUGAUCUUCCACGGGGUGAUGGGGAAAGACGAGCGAGAGGCAAACAGUCCGUCCUUCUUCAACGUGUCUGAGAUUGAAGUCCUGGUCGACUACCUCACCAAGCUGAUGGAAACACAAGGAAAGAAGGGGCUCCCCAAACUCUCCGCAAAAGACAUCGGCAUCAUCGCCCCCUACAGAAAACAGGUGGAGAAAAUCCAAAAGGCCCUGAAGUCUGUCUCAGCUCUGAGCCGAUGGAACGAUCUCAAAGAGCUCAAGGUGGGAUCAGUAGAGGAGUUUCAGGGACAAGAGAGAAAGAUCAUCAUGGUCUCUACCGUCCGCAGCAGCAUCAGCUACAUCAAGAUGGACAAAGACUUCAACAUUGGAUUCCUGUCAAAUGAGAAGAGAUUCAACGUGGCUUUGACCAGAGCCAGAUCCCUGCUGAUAGUUGUGGGAAACCCUGUGAUCCUCAACAAGGACCCCACUUGGGAAAAGUUCAUCAGCUACUGUGUGAAUGAAAAGGGUUACACUGGAUUUGACUUCAAAGACGCAGAGGGAGAGGAUGAGAUUGUGUCGAGACUGGCAACCUUGAAAAUCAACGUGGAUUCUGACAAUCAUGUGGAAGAGGAGAGUGCCCUCCAGCAGCAUCUGGACCCUGAGUGGAAACAUGAGCACUGACUUCUCUCAGAUAAGCAACAUAAAAGAAAGAAACACUUGCAGUGACAGAUUAUUAGAUUUAAGUACAUAGAGAUGAGUAUCAAGGAUCAGUAUUUCAUUUUCCUUUUAAUGAGCUUUAAACACAAUAUUGGCAUCAAUUAGGAAAAAUAGACAACUGGUUACUCAAAUUUAUAUCCGUGUGUCAGGUGCUCUUGGAAAAAAGAAGAAAAACAGGAUAUACUGGAAGGCUAUUUGGGCACUCCAAAAUAUAAGAAAAAAUAAACCAACGAUGUAGGAAAUAUUAAAAAGCCUUUAUUGUAGUGGCUAAAUUGUCAGAAUUGAAAAAUCCAACAUGUUUCAGCCACUGUAGGUCUUGUUAGAGGCUUUUAUAGGUGUAAUAAUUCCUAUUUGAUCAUUACUGUUAAAAAAAAUUGAAGUAUAUUUAUCUGCAGAGACUCUGCUCUCUGCCUGUAUUUUCUUGUUUUCCUCUUUUUUUGUGUUCAGGAUGUUCCUGGGCACAGGGCACAGGUGAGGUUGGCAGGUAACAACCAGGUGCCAGAUUGUAAGCAGUUCGCAUCCAAGGGGAAGCUAUGAAAAUUGGCAAAAAAUUGACACAGAGCCACAAAAGUGCAAACAUACUGAACAAGAGUGAAUCUUGGCUUUCACUUACGCUGGCAAUAUUAUUUAUUAACAGUAAAUGACUAAUACUACAUCGUUAACCUAUUUAAAAAUGAUUUAGCCACUACAUUAGUGGCUUUUUAAUAUUUACUUCCUUGUUAAUAUAUAUGUUUUCUUAUAUUUUAGAGUGCCUGGAUUUCAUUCCUGUUUAUCAUAUUUGCAUCAGUUAUAUAAGGAUAUAUCCUUUUUAUCAACUUUUCUAAGGGCAGUUUGUUCACUGAACCAGUGAAUCUUUUGUUCUUGACUUUUUCACUCCUCAGUGGAUUUUUAAAUUAAGCUGCCACCUCAACAUCAUGUUGAGUUAGCAUGAACAUUGCUUCACACAAGCAAUGAGUUUACUGAUUGAGAAAAUGAGGAGCAGACUAUUCUAUUUCUCAGGAAUUCAUCACCGUAUGUCUUACUGCUGUUUGCACUUCUUAAGUUAGUCUCUGUAACCCACAUAUUCCUUUCGGAUAGUAGUUAAAUAAAAUCAUUGUAAAACCA